Messenger RNA from Rubroshorea leprosula, 1355 nucleotides. The record is from the annotation of a GenBank genome assembly. Lineage: Eukaryota; Viridiplantae; Streptophyta; Magnoliopsida; Malvales; Dipterocarpaceae.
AUCUCUUCUAUUUACACACAAAGACAAACAUGCAGGCAUCCAUUGACACAUUGAUACGAUUUUGACUUCAUUCAUCGCUAAGUCAUUGACAUCAGAACUGAAGAGAGGAGCAGAGCUGGCCAUGUGCAAUCAGGUGAAUGUGACCACCAAUAUCCCAGAUGUGUUUAUAAAGCUUUUGUGCAAUAUCAACUUCCUGAACUUUUGAGGACUCCAUUGAACUCUCUCUGCUUGCAAAUAAAAUGUCUCCAGGUUGGAAGCAUUGGAGAGUUCUUGUCAGCAGCUUUGCAACCACUGGAAUCAUUGGCUAUAAUAACAAGCUAUAGAUGACAGGUCCAAAAUGCCAUUCAUUUUCUUAAGAUGAUAGGUGCAUUGGAGGAGAAGGAAAAUCUGACAAAUCUUGGAAAGUUUUUGUCAAUGCUUCCAGUAGAUCCCAAGCUAGGGAAAAUGCCGAUCAUGGGUGCUCUCUUCCGUUGCUUUGAUCCUGUUUUAACAAUAGUUUCUGGGCUUAGCAUCAGGGAUCCUUUCCUUUUGCCUCAAGACAAAAAGGAUGCAAGUAAAUAGACAAUUUAGCUUGGACAGCAAAGUCUAGAUUUUCUGCAGAAGACUACAGUGAUCAUAUGGCUCUAGUACGUUCCUAUGAAGGUUGGAAAGAUGCAGAAAGAGAAGGAUCAGCAUUUGAGUAUUGCUGGAGAAAUUUCCUGUCUGCACAAACUCUUCAGGCCAUCCAUUCUCUUAGGAAACAGUUUAGCUUCAUUCUAAGAGAAGCUGGCUUGGUGGAUGCAGAUGUAAGUACCAAUAACAAAUUGAGUCAGAACCAGUCCCUCAUCCGUGCAGUCAUAUGCUCUGGCCUCUUUCCUGGAAUAGCAUCUGUGGUGCAUCGAGAGACAUCUAUGUCUUUCAAAACAAUGGAUGAUGAUCAAGUUUUACCAUAUGUUGGAAGCAUACAAUUGACUUGAGUAAUUUUAACUUUAAAGGAAGAAUUGUAACCAUUCACAUAGUGGAAAAGAACUCCAAAAAAUGAAGGCUGGAAACAUUAAAGUAACGUUGUCUAUACAUUCUGGUUUUAAUCUAAGUCCUGUCAAAUGAUUUUGCUUCAGAAUUCAGUGAAUUCACGUUAUCAAACAAUUCCUUACCCAUGGCUGGUCUUUGGUGAAAAAGUGAAGGUGAAUACUGUGUUCAUAUGUGAUUCCACUGGUUUGUCUAAUUCUAUUGAUGCUUUUUGGUGGUGCUCUAAGCCGUGGAGUGCAGGUGAUUCCAUCUUUUGUCAGAUAUUUCUGUUUUGUGUUGCCCCAGGAUUUAACUGCUAGGGAUUUUUAUUUAGAAACCUUCCUUUUUUGAGGCUGGGCAUUUGAAAA